AGGUGCUUGAACUGGGAUUUAAUUUCUCAUCCUAUGGAUCACUGAAUGAGUAACAGAUGGCCUUGCCUCGUCUUACGGGCGCUUUACGCUCCUUUUCAAAUGUCACUAAACAUGAGGAUUACAGUGAAGAAUUAGCUGACUUAACGACUAAAAGAUCAAAACUACAUGAGCAGUUGCUGAAGUCUGAUCUUACUUGGAAGAAGAUAGUAAAGUUUGUUGAUGACAAUUUGGACAAAAAAGAACACCAAACUGUAAAUGGUGAUUUAAAAACUAUAUUACAAGCUGCAAAACAAAUAGUUGGAGCUGAAAAUGGACAAGAAGCAAUUGAAAGCGGAGCCGUUUUUCUCUUUAAGACAUUUCACAGGAAAGAAUGUGUUGGUCAUGAUGAGACAAAGGCGAUCAAGCAGAUGUUUGGGCCGUUUCCAUCAUCAUCUGCUACUGCAGCUUGUAAUGCCACAUGUCGGAUUGCCUCUCACUUCACUGAAGAACAGCUUUCAGCCCUCAUACAGAUGGCUGAAGAGCAAAAUGGUGGUAACGGAGUGUUCUUCGGUAAAAAUAUAGUGUUUUCAUUUGAUAUGCAUGAUUUGGAUCACUCUGAGGAGCUGCCUGUGAAUGGGGAGGCCGAUGCACAGAAAAUUAUAAGCUUAGAUUAUAACAAAUUUCUGAAUAACCAGCUGAAUCACUUACAGAAUUACUGUGAUGAGAAAUCUGAAUUCAAGUCUUCGGAAAAAGUAGAUGAUUCUUUCCUAUGGUGCGAAGUUGGAAAGUAUCUGAAUGAAUCUCAGGGUGGUACCCCUGGGGGGCCAACAACAGAAGACCUCUGCUGUACUCUGUACGAGAUGCUGGCUUCUACCAAAAGCGGCGAUGAACUUCAAAAUGAG
This is a messenger RNA of Eurypyga helias (sunbittern), 881 nucleotides long. Its product is annotated as activating signal cointegrator 1 complex subunit 3-like. Lineage: Eukaryota; Metazoa; Chordata; Aves; Eurypygiformes; Eurypygidae. The annotation marks the transcript as partial. The record is from RefSeq and is a predicted model, not a curated record. The transcript is spliced from 3 exons.